Messenger RNA from Athalia rosae (coleseed sawfly), 3253 nucleotides. RefSeq names its product histone acetyltransferase KAT7 (gene chm). Gene Ontology annotation, molecular function: zinc ion binding; histone acetyltransferase activity. Bases 153 to 2906 code for a protein of 917 amino acids. Gene Ontology annotation, cellular component: nucleus. The record is from RefSeq and is a predicted model, not a curated record. The transcript has 13 exons. NCBI's taxonomy places the organism in Eukaryota, Metazoa, Arthropoda, Insecta, Hymenoptera, Athaliidae. Gene Ontology annotation, biological process: regulation of DNA-templated transcription.
GUGUUGAUGUGAAUGUUGCUGUUUGAAACUCUGUUGGUUUGUGAUAAAUAUUCGGAGUUUUUUUUCAGUGAGGCAUAAAAAAUGCACUGAAAUCUCAUCAAAAUGGAAUCAUUUUAUUCGACUUCCAUGGAAAUAAAGUUAAUACCCGAAACAUGACGCCAAAACGUAAGACAACUAGUUCGGAGUCAACUUCAAGCAGUAGCUCAGGUUCGUCGUCGAGCAGCUCAUCAAGUUCUGGAAGUGAAUCAAGUUCGUCCGACUCUGAAAACUCCAGUAGUUCGGCAAAUAGUCGAAAAGUUUCCGAUUCAGAUAAAGCGAAGAAGAAGAUUUCCUUAGGAGCUGCACGCCAUGGAAAAUCUAAGAAUGAAAGUAGUGGCGGGCCACAAGUGGAAAAUAAGACCAAGGAAAAGAUUCCACCGAAAAGUCGACCUGUUGUUUAUUCCUCUGAAUCAGAGGAAUCCCCGAACAAACUCAAGUCUACUAAAAGAAAAGUUCCUGUCAAACCCAAGGCCACUGCUACAGUGGCUCCGGUGAUGAAGACUCAGAAAAUUGCGAGCAAGGCACCACCGCCAAUUGGUAAAACUGGAACUGGCAACAAAGUUAUUCCAAAUAAAUCUAGCAAACCGUUAGGGAUUGUUGGUAGUACAAAACCUUCAGAAAAGAUUACUAAAAUCGCAGCGGAGCCUGUACAGAAAAAGUUGAAAAAAAAGAGUAUAUUCAGUCCUGAGAAUAGCAGUGAAAGCGACACUCCAACACCGUCUAAACCUGCUGUACUUAAGGUGGCGGGGCCAUUAAUCAAGGCAGCAAAGUCGCAGCAAUCAAAAGUGAAGGGAGGCGAGGUAAAACCUAGAGGCGUUUUAGCUAGUAGAGCUGCGUUGGUGAUAAAGCAACAGCAGCAGCAACAACAACUACAACAGCAGCAGCAGCAGCAGCAGCAGCAGCAUCAUCAGGAAAAACAGCAACACCACCACCACCACCAAAAAUCGGAAAGCUCUGCAAGCUCUAAAAGCUGUUCUGGGGGAUCAGGAUCUUCAGGUUCAACAGAGAGCAGUUCUGACUCAGAAUCUUCAGACAGCCCAACAACUCUACAACCUCAGCAUAAGAAAAAAGAACCGCCGUCAAAUAUUGCAAAUGUCUCUGCGAGUGGACCUGCUAAAAGGCCAACCGCGAAUAUUGCUGCUGUGUCGAAUCUCAGCAAACCACAAAGAGGACCAAAACGCCAAGAUCUAAUCAAAAGUGAAGAUGAAGGUGAUCUUUCCGACACGGAUAAGGAAAUAGAAAUUGGAGGUAAUGGGCCAACUAAAACAACAAACAAGGGGAAACGGAAACUGCAAACGCGGAGAGGCAGUAAACUAUUGCAGUUACAGACCAAAACCACUAGUGAUACUGAAUCUGAUACAGCUGAGAGUAAAAGGAGCACAAGCAAAUCGCCAGUGAAACGAGCAGGACCAGGUACCAGUGUUCGGCAUCAUUCAAUAGUUGGGCGAAGUGGCGGUGGGGGUGAUUGUGGCAGUCGGGGUCAGGAUACGAGAUCAUUAACGCGGACACGCAUCAGCACGAAAGAACGUGAGUGCCCUUUAGCUCUGACCUGUGAUUCUCGUGGCCAUCUUUCAGGACGAUUUGACACUCAUUUCACCCUCGAAGCUUGUCCUGUAUACCACAAUACUACACCGCAGGCCUGUGUGGAAUUUUACAAAGAGCGAAGAAAACAUGAAGAGGAAAGAAAAAAAGCUCUAUCAAGUUUGGGAAAGAAAUCGCCAAAGGGUCUGCAUCAGACCAACGAGCAGCGUAAUUAUCAGCUGAAAGUCAAGGAGAUGCGAACAAAGAUAAAAUCUGGCAGUGGUAGUGGUAAUGAGAGUGCAAGCGGAGGCGACCAUCAGGGUAUUGAAAAAGAUCGUCAGCCUAGAGUAGCCAAUCUCACUCCUGACUACGACCUCAAACUGUUUAUGGAAGCUCAAGCUAUCGCUAGCGAAAAAAUAGAGCGAGAAUUACGGGAAUUGGGUAGUGGCGAUGGUGGUGAAAGCAGUGGUCGAAGUUGCAGUGGGAAUGGCGUUGGUACCCGAUGCGUGGAGAUGGGUCGUUGGGAAAUGGAAGUUUGGUACCAAAGCCCUUACCCUGAAGAAUUUAGCAGGGCACCAAAGCUUUAUCUCUGCGAAUUCUGUCUCAGAUAUGCGAAGAGCCGUCAAGUGCUACGUCGACAUCGCGACAAAUGUUUGUGGAGGCAUCCGCCAGGGCAUGAGGUAUACAGAAAAGACAAGAUCGGGGUCUGGGAAGUGGAUGGGAAACGGUACAAACAGUACUGUCAAAACUUGUGCCUUCUCGCCAAGUUCUUCUUGGACCAUAAAACUCUGUAUUACGACGUCGAACCUUUCUUAUUUUACGUGAUGACGAUCGGUGACUCGGAGGGAUGCCACACCGUCGGAUAUUUUAGCAAGGAGAAGAACUCGUUUUUGAAUUACAACGUGUCUUGCAUACUGACACUGCCCCCCUACCAGAGACAGGGAUACGGACGGCUACUCAUCGACUUCAGUUACUUGCUCACGAGGGUAGAAAAAAAGAUCGGCUCCCCGGAAAAACCUUUGUCCGAUCUUGGACUGAUUUCGUAUCGCAGUUAUUGGAAGGACGUGCUUUUGCAAUACCUAUGCAACUUCGGCGGCAAGGAACUUUCUGUAAAAGACAUCAGCAAGGAGAUGGCGAUCGAUUCUUACGAUAUCGUGAGCACCCUGCAGGCGCUUGGGAUGAUGAAGUACUGGAAGGGUAAACACAUAAUACUCAAAAAACAGGACGUAAUCGACGACUACAAGGAGCGAGUGAAGCGGCGAGGUGCCGCCUACAAAGAAAUCGAUCCGGAGUGCCUCAAGUGGAAUCCCUUCCAGGCGCCAAAGACGCCUUCCGCCUCAAACUAGUCGCUCGCCGUUCCCCUUCGCCACAUGCCCUUUUUCAAUUGUUAACCACCAACUUUCAGGCUUCACCAGGUACGUAUACCUAUUCACUCCUUCGUUUCAAUUCGAUUUUAUCCUCAUCCCGUUUCCGGUCGCGGUCCCCACCCACUUAUAGUCCUCUUUCAACCAAAUCGUUCGGCACGAGGUCCAACCCGUUCAUAUCGGUAUGCGACACGUUUGUUCGCGGUUUUCCAAUUGACCAUGAACUUGUGUGUUCGAUGUAUAUGUAUGUACAUAUACAGACUCGAAAAAGUUCAAACUUAUACGAUAUAAAAAUGUUUUAUAUUUUAAUAAAAGAUUAUCAAACAAAA